Molecule: messenger RNA, 516 nt
Organism: Ceraceosorus bombacis
Lineage: Eukaryota; Fungi; Basidiomycota; Exobasidiomycetes; Ceraceosorales; Ceraceosoraceae
Source: the annotation of a GenBank genome assembly
AUGUCCGCCAACGGGAGCAGCACAUCCACAUCCCUCUGGAUCAUCAACAAGGCAGGAGGCCUGAUCUACCAAUCCUUUGCCACGAACGAGGACGCGCCGAAGCUCUCCGCUAAUGAAGCCCUGAUUCUAGCUGGUACUUUGCAUGGCAUUCACGCGAUCACUGCUCGAAUCAACCCCACUGCUCUGCCCGACACUGGCCUGACAAACUUGUCCGCUGGCGGCUACGAGCUCAAUUUGCUCGUCACUCCAACAGGUGAGUUGAGAGCUCUGCAUCAAGCUUGAACACUCGUGACCUUACGUCAACCCACUUUCCCCGGUUCCUGCUCGACCUCAGGGAUCAAGUUCAUCCUGCUUCACCCGCCCUUCUUAUCGCCUCAAGCAGCCCAACUCGCACUCCGAGCAGCUUACGAAGCGUAUGCGGACCUAGUGAUGAAGAAUCCCUUCUACACAGCCGAAAUGCCCAUUCGUGGCAUUAGCGCAUUCGAUGAGAAGAUCAAGAGCAUCACAAGUGUCUGA